Stylonychia lemnae is the source of this 753-nucleotide messenger RNA. NCBI's taxonomy places the organism in Eukaryota, Ciliophora, Spirotrichea, Sporadotrichida, Oxytrichidae. The record is from the annotation of a GenBank genome assembly.
AUGAAGCCUUUGUCAGAGAUUUUUGCACAAGUAAAAGAUGAGAGUAUCGGUUUAGUAUAAGAUGGAGAGAUCUUUUACCUAGUUAUGAACACUGAGUAGAAUCUAUUUGAUUUCGAUCAAAUCUAAAGGAUGCACUAAUGUCUUGAUUAAAUUGAGAAGUCGACUGGACCUGCCUGCCUUGUAACUAUUGGAACUAAAAGAUUUUUCUCAACUGGUUUUGAUUUAGAGAAGUGGGCCAUCAACAUGAGUGACGCAUACACUAUGAUUUUGAUGAUGCAACAAGUUUUUAACAGAUUUUUAACUCUCGAAAUUCCCACAAUGUCUGUCUAUAAUGGAUCUGCUAUUGCUGGAGGAUUAUUGCUUUCUCUUACACAUGAUUUCAGAAUUAUGAAUGAGAACCGUACCUACGUCUGCCUAUCUGAGAUUAAUCUUGGCAUUACCAUUAAUGCAGGUUUCGCAUCAAUAGUGAAAAAUUCAUUGACUCCUUAAGCAGCAAAGCUAUUGACAUAUGGUGGGAGAUUCAAUGCGCAGUAAUGCUUAAAAAUGGGGGUAAUUGAUAAUGUUUACAAAGAUGAGAAAGAAUUGAUGAAUCAGAUCUAAGAAUUUGCCAAGGUUUAUGCACCAAAAGGUGAAGCGAGAUCAUCAUUGAAGGAUUUAAAGACAAAUCUACACAAGCAAACUUCAAGAGACCUUCUAUAAGAAGGGUUAUCAAUAGGAGUUGUCAACAAAGCUAGCUCCAGAUAGAAAUUAUGA